AAAGCGAUUUAUCUUGCGCAGGCGAAGGAUUGCGUGAUUCGACAACAUAACAACGACUUUAAGUGAAGAGAAGGGAUAACUUCUACAUUCGACUUUCAUCUUUUUGCCUCCAUUUGCAUCGCAAUAUCAAAAAUUCACAACACUCUUCGGAUCUUCGAGAUGCAGCCUUCGGAACAUGGACAACACGGCUUCGGCACGCUCGCCGUACACGCCGGAUCGCCGCACGACCCUGUCACUGGCGCCGUAAUUGAGCCCAUCUCUCUGUCAACCACAUAUGCUCAGACUGCUGUCGGUCAACCCGUCGGCGCAUAUGAGUACACUCGCAGCUCGAACCCCAACCGUGACAACUUCGAGAAUUGCAUCGCAGCACUGGAAAAGGCAAAGUACGCACUGGCAUUCAGCUCUGGCUCUGCAACCACCGCCAUCAUCCUCCAGUCUCUGGCCACCGGCUCUCACGUAGUCAGUGUGUCUGAUGUGUACGGAGGCACCCACCGUUACUUCACAAAGGUCGCAAAGGCCCAUGGGAUACAUGUCACAUUCACCCCUAGCAUCGAGUUGGAUGUCGAGGCACUGAUUAAGCCCGAGACCAAGCUCGUCUGGAUCGAGACUCCCUCAAACCCUACUCUUUCCCUGGUUGACAUCUCAGCCGUCGCAGCAAUUGCCCACAAGCAUGGUAUUCUCGUUGUCGUCGACAACACCUUCAUGAGCCCUUACAUCCAGAACCCUCUCGAGCACGGCGCAGAUAUCGUCGUUCACAGUGUUACCAAGUACAUCAACGGCCACAGUGACGUCCUCAUGGGUGUCGCAGCCUUCAACAGCGACGACCUCAAGGAGCGCCUCGGCUUCCUCCAAAACGCCAUCGGUGCCGUUCCCGGAGCUUUCGACUGCUGGCUCGCUCACCGUGGUGUCAAGACCCUGCAUCUCCGUGCCCGCGAGGCCAGCCGUAACGGCAAGAUGGUCGCAGAAGCCUUGGCCGCCUCUCCUCUCGUCCGCGCCGUCAACUACCCUGGUUUGGAUUCACACCCUCAACGCAAGAUCGCACUCAAGCAGCACAGAGAUGGUCUUGGUGGUGGUAUGCUCUCUUUCCGCAUUCAAGGUGGCAAGUCCGCUGCCGAGCGCUUCUGCGCAGCAACAAAGAUUUUCACAUUGGCUGAGAGUCUGGGUGGUGUCGAGAGUCUGGUCGAGCUGCCUGCUAGCAUGACUCACAUGGGCAUUCCCAAGGAGCAAAGAGAGGCCGCCGGUGUCUUUGACGAUUUGGUCAGAAUCAGCUGUGGUGUUGAGGAGGGUGAGGACUUGGUCAGAGAUGUCAUGGCAGCUUUGAAGCAGGUUGCAGGAGAGACCAACGGUGUUAAUGGUAAUGGUCAUGCUUAAUCUGGAUCUCGGAUGGAAUGUUCUUUUUUACACACUUUGAAGUCAUCUAAUGGUGCUUUGCUCUACUCAAUUAGC
Molecule: messenger RNA, 1446 nt
Organism: Aureobasidium pullulans EXF-150
Lineage: Eukaryota; Fungi; Ascomycota; Dothideomycetes; Dothideales; Saccotheciaceae
Product: cystathionine gamma-lyase
Exons: 2
Coding region: 160-1371 (403 amino acids)
Biological process (GO): transsulfuration
Cellular component (GO): cytoplasm
Molecular function (GO): pyridoxal phosphate binding; cystathionine gamma-lyase activity
Source: RefSeq, a predicted model, not a curated record